GCUCGGUUGCAGCAUUCAUUCACACCCUGUGGGUCCAUUCAGUCCUGUUCUUCUUUCACUUUUGCCCUGUUUGGCGCGAGUGUGUUGUCUGCCCGCCCUCGGGCUGCUCCGGCGGAGCGCAGAGGCGGGCGACGACCGGUGACAGGCCUACAAGAGCAGGCCGGGAUAAAAGACGACCGACAGUGGAGACCUGUUUACUUUUGUCCACCGGUCCGGGUCGGACAAACUGGGGUCUGUGCCCCUUCGUUCCACGUUCCAUCACGUGCCAGUCGGUCUCAGAAGCGGUCCACCUCUUCCGGCUGUUGCCACGGCUAUGCGUGCCAUCUGCCCGACCGAGUGAUCCGCUUUGUCUGUCACGUUGAGUUGAGGCUUCUCGGGCAGCAUCGGCAGUUGCCGCCCUCAGACGACGGCGGGCAGAAUAGUACAGUCCAUUUUAUUGUCGAAUUUGGGCACCAUCAGGGCUCUGCUGUCGGGACCGCUGAGUGGGUGGCGUCUCUUGCUCAUACUCUGCGUGGUGCAGGCCUGACUCAGUGUUUCGAGACUGCGCAACAACUCGUACCGCCAAACUCUCGACUUUCUUGCGUCGAGGAUGGAUACGUUGUGCUUACGUUGUGCAGUAGCAGGUGCACGGGUCGUCUUGACUUCACAGUCGCCCGACAGUUUGCGCUACGCAUUUUCGACAAGUACUCGCUGCAUUUUGGCAGUUAUUUAAUGCACUAA
This is a messenger RNA of Protopolystoma xenopodis, 720 nucleotides long. The record is from the annotation of a GenBank genome assembly. NCBI's taxonomy places the organism in Eukaryota, Metazoa, Platyhelminthes, Monogenea, Polystomatidea, Polystomatidae.